AUGGCGCUGCUCCAAAGCACAGACAAGGCUUCUCAUACUGGACUCCGAAAUGCCUGCUUGCCUGGCGUGACUAAUCUAUCUGACUACAAAGAAUUCGGUGGCCGUGGUGGCCGUGGUGGCAAUCCGGGCACCCAGCUUGUCAGCGGCCAUGAUCCUUUUUGGCCAGAUGUCCCAGACGCCGCCCACAGCCGCUCAGAUCCUUGCUGUACGAGGAGUGGAGCGGUGAAUGCAUUCAGUCCUCAGGCUAUCGGGGCCAUCAGCCCUUCGGUUAACCUGGCUGGAGCGGGCUGGUGGCUUCAGGCCAAGGCCUACAAGUUAUAUUGA
This is a messenger RNA of Trichoderma atroviride IMI 206040, 324 nucleotides long. Lineage: Eukaryota; Fungi; Ascomycota; Sordariomycetes; Hypocreales; Hypocreaceae. The record is from RefSeq and is a predicted model, not a curated record.